Messenger RNA from Erinaceus europaeus (western European hedgehog), 396 nucleotides. RefSeq names its product histone H2B type 1-A. The record is from RefSeq and is a predicted model, not a curated record. NCBI's taxonomy places the organism in Eukaryota, Metazoa, Chordata, Mammalia, Eulipotyphla, Erinaceidae. Gene Ontology annotation, cellular component: nucleosome. The transcript has a single exon. The coding region runs from base 1 to 384 and encodes 127 amino acids. Gene Ontology annotation, molecular function: DNA binding; protein heterodimerization activity; structural constituent of chromatin.
AUGCCAGAGCUGACUUCUAAAGGCGCUACCAUUUCCAAAAAAGGCUUCAAGAAGGCUGUAACUAAAACCCAGAAGAAGGAAGGGAAAAAACGCAAGAGAUGUCGCAAAGAAAGCUAUUCCAUUUAUAUCUAUAAGGUGCUGAAGCAAGUCCAUCCUGACACUGGCAUAUCUUCAAAAGCCAUGAGUAUAAUGAAUUCCUUUGUCAGUGAUAUCUUUGAGCGUAUAGCUGGCGAGGCAUCCCGCUUGGCGCACUACAAUAAGCAUUCAACUAUCACCUCGAGGGAAAUCCAAACAGCAGUGCGUCUGCUGCUACCGGGGGAACUAGCCAAGCACGCUGUUUCCGAGGGUACCAAGGCUGUCACCAAGUACACUAGCUCCAAGUAACAGGAUUUAACC